Messenger RNA from Helianthus annuus (common sunflower), 1257 nucleotides. RefSeq names its product transcription factor MYB1R1. The record is from RefSeq and is a predicted model, not a curated record. Lineage: Eukaryota; Viridiplantae; Streptophyta; Magnoliopsida; Asterales; Asteraceae. The transcript is spliced from 4 exons. Gene Ontology annotation, molecular function: DNA binding. The coding region runs from base 174 to 959 and encodes 261 amino acids. Gene Ontology annotation, biological process: response to auxin; response to ethylene; response to gibberellin.
GACCACACACCACAUGGUAUCCACCUGUCAUUUAUCUUCACACUCACACCACACCUAUACAUACACCCCCACUAUCUCUAUCUCCUUCCUCUCAGACUCAGACAAACAACAUUUUAUUAUCCGCACACCUGCAACUUCAUCUUCAACCGAAUUAUUAACAGCGAGAAACAAUCAUGUCGCAAUCGCAAUCAGCGGCAGAUGAUUCUUCUUCCGACGGCUCCGGCACCGGCACCGGCGCCGGUGAAAUCAUGCUGUUUGGAGUGAGAGUGAAGGUUGAUCCGAUGAGGAAGAGUGUGAGUAUGAACAAUCUAUCGCAGUAUGAGCAAACUCCGAUCGAUUCAUCCGCCGUUGCCGUCGCCGCCGCUGCCGACGGUUACGCCUCCGCCGAUGACGCUGUACGGACUCAAUCCAACGGCGGCAGAGAACGCAAACGAGGGAUUCCGUGGACUGAAGAUGAACACAAGCUGUUUCUGCUAGGGUUACAGAAAGUAGGAAAAGGAGAUUGGAGAGGAAUUUCUAGAAACUUCGUGAAGACUCGUACUCCUACACAAGUUGCAAGUCAUGCUCAGAAGUAUUUUCUUCGUCGGAGUAAUAUCAAUCGCCGCAGGCGUAGAUCUAGCUUGUUUGAUAUCACUACUGAUUCUGUUGCUGCUAUGCCAACAGAAGAACAACAGGUUAAAGAAGACAAUAAGGGCAAAGCUGUUAUGCAACCAUCAAUGGCAUCUUCCCAGCAGAUACCUCUCGUUAAUGGAGGAUCUAAACCGCUUGUUCACCCGAUCCCCAUCUUUCCAACACCUAAUCCAUCCACAAUGAUGGAUCUUAACUUAAACCGGACAUACGAAACAGACCCAUUGCCAAUCUCUCUGAAUCUUUCUCUAUCGUACGACCCGAAUCGAUCUUCUUCAUAUCAAGUGAUCUCAGGAUUCAAGAAUGGAGAUAGCAUGAUCAGUGUUAAUUAAACAUCCUGAAAAGCAGGAGCAAUAAGCAUAGGAAAGUCAAUCAGGUAAUUAGUUAUUGACUUAAAAGUUAAUUAUGUGUCAAGUAUCUAUGUAAACCUUUACUAUGUUGUUGUCUUACCCUCAUGUCUGAUAUAUGUUUUGUGACUGGUAAAAAGGGGAACUAAGUGUCCCAUUUUGGGAGAUGGGGUUGAAUAUGUGUGGUUUAGAGGGCAUGAGGUUAAAUAUCUACAUGUGCUCAAUGGUUGCACCCCUUUUAUGACAAACAUAUAGUAGCAAUAAUAUGGAUUUAUUGUUGUUG